AUGAGGUGGGUGAGCUCCGUGUACUGUUUCCGACACUGUCUAGUUGGUGAAAGUAUCGAAACGGCGCCGACGGGACGGCACGAACGUGACCCGACGGAUAGGGGCUCAGGACAAAUUCAGCUCUGGCAGUUUCUACUGGAGCUGCUGAGUGACUCGAGCAACGCUGGCUGCAUCACGUGGGAGGGAACGAAUGGAGAAUUUAAGCUCACGGAUCCUGACGAGGUGGCGCGUCGGUGGGGAGAGAGGAAGUCCAAGCCAAAUAUGAAUUACGACAAGCUGAGCCGAGCUCUGAGAUAUUACUACGACAAAAACAUAAUGACAAAGGUUCAUGGCAAGAGGUACGCCUACAAAUUCGAUUUCCAAGGAUUGGCGGCGGCCACGCAGCCGGCGGCGAGUGAUCCAGCUUAUAAGUACCAGAGUGAUCUGUUCAUGAGCUCUUACCACCACUCGGCUAAGCUCUCGUCUUUCAUGGCCCCACACGCGGCUAUGCCUACAUCCACAGCGUCGAUAUUCCCAUCUGCGUCAUGGGGUAACUGGGGCGGUGGCGGGAGUAAUCUAUACUCACCACAUUCCAUGGCCCCACCUCAUGUGACGUCACACCUCGGCUCCUACCCGCACUACGCAUGACCAA
This is a messenger RNA of Spodoptera exigua (beet armyworm), 631 nucleotides long. The record is from the annotation of a GenBank genome assembly. Lineage: Eukaryota; Metazoa; Arthropoda; Insecta; Lepidoptera; Noctuidae.